GGAGGGGAAGCGGACCUAGCUCAAGUUCCCUGGGUGGAAGGCGGCGCCCUGCGCGGGAGGAAGGAAGCCCCGGAGCUGAUUAAGUAGCUGUGGACCCGAGCAAAUCCCUGAGAUAUCAUCAGAAAUGUCUUCUUUAAGUGGGAAAGCACAGACAGUUCUGGGCAUUGUAGAACCCAGCCUACUGGGGCGCACUCUGACCCAUGAGCAUCUGACAAUGACCUUUGACAAUUUCUACUGCCCGCCUCCUCCAUGCUACGAAGCUACGUCCAAGCAACCGAUCGUGAUGAAAAAUUUAUUUUGGAUUCAGAAAAAUCCCUAUUCCCAUCGAGAGAACCUUCAGUUGAAUCAGGAGGUAGAAGCUAUAAGAGAAGAACUGUUGUAUUUCAAGGCUAAGGGGGGAGGGACCUUGGUGGAGAACACGACCACCGGGCUCAGCAGGGACGUGCAUACCCUGAAGUGGCUGGCAGAGCAGACAGGAGUCCACAUCGUAGCUGGAGCUGGGUUUUACGUUGAUGCAACUCACUCUUCAGCGACCAGAGCCAUGUCAGUGGAGCAGCUUACAGAUGUCCUUAUGAAUGAAAUUCUCCACGGAGCUGAUGGCACCAGUAUCAAGUGUGGAGUCAUCGGAGAAAUUGGCUGCUCCUGGCCUUUGACUGACAGUGAAAGAAGGGUGCUUCAGGCUACGGCUCACGCCCAGGCUCAGCUUGGCUGUCCCGUCAUCAUCCAUCCUGGACGGAACCCAGGGGCGCCGUUCCAAAUCAUCCGCAUACUGCAAGAAGCAGGGGCGGACAUCUCCAAAACAGUCAUGUCCCACCUUGACAGGACUAUAUUUGGUAAGAAAGAGCUGCUGGAAUUUGCUCAACUUGGCUGUUACUUGGAAUAUGACCUCUUUGGUACAGAGCUCCUUAAUUACCAGCUAAGCCCAGAUAUUGAUAUGCCUGAUGAUAACAAAAGAAUUAAAAGGGUCCAUUUUCUAGUGGAUGAGGGCUAUGAAGAUCGGAUCGUCAUGGCACAUGACAUACACACAAAGCAUCGACUGAUGAAGUACGGAGGUCACGGCUACUCACACAUCCUCACCAACAUCGUUCCUAAGAUGCUCCUUAGAGGACUGACUGAGCGAGUACUUGAUAAGAUACUCAUAGAAAACCCUAAACAAUGGCUGACUUUUAAAUAGGAUGGCUGUUCAUGAGUCCAGACCUAGAGGAUAAAAUUAGCAGAGAAUAAUCGGUGAUUUCAAAUCUACAGGAGACAUUAAUCCAAUCUACACAGAACUGGGGAUGACGUAUCACUUCCCUCCUAUGAGAAACUGGAUAACUACCACAGGGAAACCUCUUGUCUCUUGUUGGGGCUACUGGGCUCAAGGGAGUCCCAUUGUUUUUCCUUAAUAAAACAAACAUGGAAGAGCAUGUUUCCAAACAAAAGUUUAAAGCUGUAUCCCCUAAGAGUCAUUUUGGAUGUCUUCCCGAACCCUGACUCUAUGAUCUGCAGUACUUGAGAAAAAUGAAAGUGUUUCUAGCUAAGUUGCCCCCUCCUGGAGCAAUCUAAUGUUUCUUGUAAUAUUGAUGAUCCUACUAAUUAUCCUGCUGUUCUUUAAUUAAUGCUUAAUGAUUAAUAUGGCAUUUUAAAACCACUUUUGCAACAAGGAAAGCUAAAUUUUGAGACAUUUUUUUCCCAAAGGAGACUGCAAUAAAAUUACCAAUUCACAACAAUAAAAAUAUUUUGGAAGGUUAACUAUGUGUUUUCUGCCUAUUUAUGUAAACAUAAUAA
Molecule: messenger RNA, 1767 nt
Organism: Apodemus sylvaticus (European woodmouse)
Lineage: Eukaryota; Metazoa; Chordata; Mammalia; Rodentia; Muridae
Gene: Pter
Product: phosphotriesterase related
Exons: 5
Coding region: 125-1174 (349 amino acids)
Biological process (GO): catabolic process
Molecular function (GO): zinc ion binding; hydrolase activity, acting on ester bonds
Source: RefSeq, a predicted model, not a curated record